This is a messenger RNA of Aureobasidium melanogenum CBS 110374, 1713 nucleotides long. Its product is annotated as acyl-CoA synthetase/AMP-acid ligase-like protein II. The coding region runs from base 1 to 1713 and encodes 570 amino acids. Gene Ontology annotation, molecular function: medium-chain fatty acid-CoA ligase activity. The transcript is spliced from 9 exons. Gene Ontology annotation, biological process: fatty acid metabolic process. Lineage: Eukaryota; Fungi; Ascomycota; Dothideomycetes; Dothideales; Saccotheciaceae. The record is from RefSeq and is a predicted model, not a curated record.
AUGGAGACGCCUCCAUUGAUCACACAGACUAUUCCGGAAUACUUUAGAGAUGUGAUUAGCGAGCAUGGUGAUAGACCUGCAGUGAUAGCUCGUCAUCAGAACACAACAUUGACUUACCAUGAUCUGGACAUACAAAGUGAUGCUCUUGCACGAGGGCUUGAGAGACAAGGAGUCCAGAAAGGCGAUCGAGUUGCUGUAAUGCUGGGAAAUGGAGUCGAAUACUGUGUCGCUACAUAUGCACUCUUCAAGCUCGGUGCCAUGCUCGUCCCUCUAAAUCCAGCCUUCAAUGCUUUACAGAUCACUUCAGCUUUGACUCACCUGGCCGCAUCACACCUAAUCAUCUCCUCCGAGAUCAACCUCCCCUACAAAGAACCAAAAUCCGUCAUGCCAUUGCUCGCCCACCUAAUCCCAGACAUGAACAAAUCAAAGAUGGAGUCCGAAGCCGUACCCAGCUUGAAACGAGUCAUUGUGGUUGAGAACUCGAUGGGCAGAGUGCAAAGUGGGGCUUUUGGUGCUUUGAGCAGUUAUGUGGAUGUGUUGAGGGAUGGAGAGGGUGAGAGAUUGGUGCCGAAGCUGUUGGAUAAUGAUGAGGUGGUUAAUAUACAGUUUACGUCUGGUACGACGAGUAUGCCGAAAGCAGCAUGUUUGACGCAUCGAUCUGUGCUCAACAACGGCAAGAGUAUUGGCGAUAGGAUGUUAUUGACACAUAAGGAUGUUGUCUGUUGUCCGCCGCCUUUGUUUCACUGUUUUGGAGCCGUUCUAGGCUAUAUGGCAACCAGCACACAUGGCAGCGCCAUCGUGCUACCAUCCGAAUCCUUCAACGCCGAAGCCACUCUCCGCGCAGUCCAAGAAAACGCAUGCACAGCACUCUACGGCGUACCCACCAUGUUCAUCAGCGAGCUGGAGUUACUGGCCUCUGGUGCAGUGCCAUAUGAAGGCUUCUCUCAACUGCGCACAGGCAUUGCAGCAGGCAGUAGCAUCCCUGCAGCUUUGAUGAGCAAACUCCAUAAUGUUCUUGGACUGACACAAUUGACUAUUUGCUAUGGCAUGACGGAAACUAGUCCGGUCAGUGCGAUGACGACGACUGAUGAUCCGAUGUGGGCGCGAAUUGAAACUGUGGGACGACUGCUUCCUCAUGUGGAAGCCAAAGUCGUAGAUGCGAAUGGGAAGAUCGUGGCACCGAAUGUUCGAGGCGAGCUCGCCGUAGCUGGAUACUUGGUCAUGAAGGGCUACUGGGAUGAUGAAGCUCGUACUAAAGAGGCCAUCCGACCAGAUGAGGAAGGUACACUGUGGAUGUACACAGGCGACGAAGCAAGCAUGGACGAGAAUGGCUACGUACGCAUCACUGGCCGCAUCAAGGAUUUAAUCAUUCGUGGCGGCGAAAACAUCCAUCCUCUGGAAAUCGAGAACGCCAUCCUCAAACUUCCAUCUGUAACAGAUGUUUCUGUGGUCGGAUUGCCAGACCAGAAAUAUGGUGAAGUGGUUGCAGCUUUCAUCAUGCCCAAGAAUGCAAAUGCAAAUGAGGAAGAAAAGACCAAGAUGGCGAGGGAGAUUAAGCAGUGGGUCAAAGAUACUCUGAGCUCGCAUUUGGUUCCAAAGUACAUUUUCUGGUCCGAGGGUUGGCCGAAGACGGCGAGUGGAAAGAUCCAAAAGUUCAAGCUAAGAGAGACAGGUAUUGAGCUUGCAGCCAAGGGACAUGGUGUACAUACUUGA